Molecule: messenger RNA, 1646 nt
Organism: Cuscuta epithymum
Lineage: Eukaryota; Viridiplantae; Streptophyta; Magnoliopsida; Solanales; Convolvulaceae
Source: the annotation of a GenBank genome assembly
AAGAAGCAAGUGAGAGUUUUACAUUUUCAUACGAAAUAGCUCACAUACAUUUAUCUAAUUAGUCACUAUUAAAUUUAUCAUGGUGUCAGAGCCGAAAUCCUGAAAAACACAUUUUUAGCCAGUAUUCUCUCUCACAAGAUUUUUCAUUUAUAUUCAUAAAUCAUGGUUGUUGGAGAUGAAACCAAGGAUUCUAGUCAUGAUUCUUCCACACUUGUUAUAGAUUCAAUGUCACCAUAUUUUAUUCAAUCCGGCGAUGAACCCGGAGAUGUUUACGUUACCACUCUUCUCCGUGAUGGAAACUAUGGAGAUUGGCUCGAUGAAAUGAGCAAUGCUCUUUACGCAAAAAAUAAGUAUGGUUUUGUCAAUGGUGACAUCCCAAUGCCAAAAUCCGGAUCACCCUAUCUUCCACAUUGGCAACGGGCAAACGCCAUGGUCAAAGCAUGGUUGAAUAGUAGCAUGGAGAUUGAACUUAGACAAAGCGUCAAGUUCAAAACCGCUCGUGAAAUAUGGGUUGACUUACAAGAGCGGUUCGAGAAGGAAAGUGCUCCACGAGCCUAUGAGCUUCGAUGUUCCCUAGGAGCAAUUCGGCAAGAUGGACAGUCAAUAUCGGCUUACUUUAGCCGGUUGCGCCGUGUUUGGGAUGAGAUGGUGUCUAUAAACGCCACACCAAGUUGCACUUGUGAUGGUUGUUCAUGCAAUAUUUCUAAACAAAUAGCCAAGUCUCGGGAUAGAGACCAACUCUAUGAUUUUUUGAUGGGGCUUGAUGAUGCGUAUGGGCAUCUCAAAACUCAAAUAUUAGCCACAAGGCCAGUCCCAACACUUACUGCUGCAUAUCACCUAGUUUCCGAAGGUGAACAACACAUAUCUAUUGCAUCCUCCCGCAAACCAUCCAGUGACGGUGUAGCAUUCCAUAUUCAAACAAAAAAGGAGAAUGAUUUAGGCCGACGCCCGAUCACGAAGGAAGUCCGUUCUUGCUCUCAUUGUGGACGAACUAAUCACACGUACGAAGCAUGUUUUGAAAGAAUAGGCUACCCACCAAAUUGGAAUGUUAAAACCAAUCGCACUACUGGAGGAAAAUUCCGUCUUGCUGGAAACCCACGUUUCUUACAUGAAGGAGAGGGGCAAAAGCACAAAUUUCAAAACCCACAUACUGGCAGGGAGAGUAAAAGGGGUUCUCCUCCUCAUGCAGCACACAUGGACAACACCUUAAGCUCUACUUUUGGUCUCUCUCAUGAACAAUUAUGUCAACUUGCUAAACUUUUGAAAAAUGAAUUACCAAAUCAGUCACAUGCAUCCUCUCCCUCUGCGGGUCACGUAAAUUUGGCAGGACUUACCCUCGAGGAACCUGAUUGGGACGGGUCAGCUUCGUGAUGGUCUCUACUAUUUGGAAACCCCUAAAAUCCAAAGUGUGGCACUGUCAGUUUCUACUGGUCUAGACUUGUGGCAUCGGCGAUUGGGGCAUGCGUCAGACAAAAAAUUAGAAUAUAUAUCUUCUCUGAAAGGAUUCAAAAGAAAUGACAUUUUUUGUGAUCCCUGCAUGUGAGCUAAGCAAACUCGCCUACCUUUUCCUAUCAGUACUAUUAAAACUACUGGUUGUUUUGAAUUAAUACACUGUGAUAUUUGGGGCAGCUAUAAGUAUGAAUCCA